Polistes canadensis is the source of this 1555-nucleotide messenger RNA. RefSeq names its product arrestin domain-containing protein 2 (gene Vdup1). The transcript has 6 exons. Lineage: Eukaryota; Metazoa; Arthropoda; Insecta; Hymenoptera; Vespidae. Gene Ontology annotation, biological process: protein transport. Gene Ontology annotation, cellular component: cytoplasm. Bases 25 to 1041 code for a protein of 338 amino acids. The record is from RefSeq and is a predicted model, not a curated record.
GGAAACACCGAUAAGAAGAAAAAGAUGACGCGUAAACUGAGCAAGUUUUUGAUAUUUUUCGACAAUACGAAUCUAUUAUACUUUCCCGGUCAUUUCUUAUCCGGACGUGUGCUCAUCGAGCUCGACGAUGAGGCAUACGUCUCUGGAUUGCAUUUUCACGUUGUUGGUGAAGGAGUCGUUCGUGUUAGAAGCCAACGUGCUGAAAGGGUCUACGAUAAAGAAAACUACAUAGAUUUUCGAAUGAGACUUCUUGGGGAACCAGGGGAAGGACCGUCGCUUCUAUCACCAGGGAUUCACAGUUUUCCUUUUAAACUAGGCUUACCAUUGGGCUUACCAUCAACUUUUUUAGGUAAACAUGGUUGGGUUCAAUAUUAUUGCAAAGCUGCGCUACGAGAACCAGGUGGAUUGACGCAUAAAAAUCAACAGGUUUUCAUCGUUAUGAAUCCGAUCGAUUUGAAUCUCGAGCCACCAAUUUUAGCGCAACCUGCCAGGCAAGAAAUAGAACAACGGGUUGGCGUCUCCUGUGUGUCGGGUGGCCCGGUCUUUUGCAGAGUGAGCUUGGAUCGAGGCGGAUAUGUUCCUGGAGAAAGCAUCGGCAUCUCUGCUACGGUUAAUAAUCGUAGCAAGGUGACGAUGAAAUCAACGAAAGCUUCCUUAACGGAAACUAUUCAGUAUCUAUGUCGUGGUAAGGUGCUGGCUAGUGAAACACGAGAACUAGCUAGCGUGUCGAGAGGAAAAAUCCGGCCAGGUGAAGGUGAAGAAUGGCUGAAUGAACAAAUGUACGUUCCACCUUUACCACCGACCAAUCUCAGAGGGUGUCAUUUGAUCAACGUGCUGUAUCAUGUUUAUUUCGUUAUAAGCCCAAAGAGUCUAGAUAAGGAGAUAAAACUACAGAUACCAAUCGUACUGGCCACGUAUCCGCUAAGACAGGAAGGAGCACCAGCAGGUACUGCACCUUCCAAACGUGGAGCACAUUACCCUUCAACAUUACCUAUUUUUAGACCAUGGCUUGACGACAAAGCUUUUGAGAUACAAGAAUGAACGAAUGUAUUUUUUAAUGUUUCAUAUAUUAUUUGAAAUCAUGAAAACGUGUGCAAUAACCCGAACACGAUAAGUCUGAUUUAUAAAAAUCGGAAAAAUCAAAGAAAAUGAAAUACGCUUAUAACAUUGCUUUUUAAUUUUAUUUUUUAAAAAGAUUUGAAAAUUAUAUCGAAUUAAUUAUUCCUUCAUCCAAAUAUAUUGAAUGUUUACUAAGGAAAUAUACUCGAGAUCCUAAUGAAUUAGUUGACUAAUUUUAUUAAAUAUUUCAUUGACAACAAAAUUAUACUCAAGAUAUAUUAUUAUAUUAAUACAUUUGUUUAAUCUUCUAAAUACUUAGAUAGUAUUUAUAUGUGUAUGAGGUACAUCAAAAUCCGUCCAUUUUAAAAUGAAAUAAGAAAGAUUAAGAUAUUUUUAGGUUGCCGUAUGUAUAUUGUAUGUACAGCUGAUACGAGUUUUAAGGAGAAAUAGAAAUGAUGAAAGAAGAAUAAUAUAAUAAAAAAAUAUUAAUAUCCCA